UGCCCGCCGGACCCUGCCGCCUGCGUUUCCUUUCGGUUUCUUCAAACCCUUCUGGCCGCCCCCUCGAUGAAGGCUCGGGGCGCGGCGCUGCGCGGGGGCGCGGGGCGGGACAGCUCCGCCUCCGGGGGUUUCCCUGCCGCGGGCGGCCGGGGGACCGCGAGGCCCGGGCGGUACUGACCGCGCCGAGGUCCGUUCGAGGCGGUGGCUACGCCAGCAGGGAGGGCCACCCCCUCGCGCCCCCAACGCCGCCGGGCCGCGGCGCCCACGGCCGCCGUCUCCUGCCGGAUCUCCGGCGGAGCGGGGAAGGAAAACCGGCCCGGGAUGGUCCGCUUCGGGAUCCCGUCUGGGAGGCAGGCAGGGCGAGGCGGCUGCGUCACCCCGAAAGUCAACCGAGACCCCGAGAUGUGGCGGCGCGGGGGACCCCCUGCCCGCGCGCUCCUCCUAAUCGUGCUGCUAGCGCGGCUGACUGUGCCAGCCGACGGCAACCAGGGCGGCACGGCAGGAAGCUGUUCCUGUGAUAGAUCAUUUCCUUCGGCCUCCCCACCAAAGGCUGAAUACGUGGAACAAUUCCGAAAAGUACUGACAAACUACACGCGCUGUCCACAUUUCAUCAGGUUCCAGCUCCGUGUCCGGAGUGUGUGUGGGCACAGCAGAGACCCCUGGGUUCGGAAACUGAUGAGAUGCUUUGAUCACAAAGAAUGUGGAAGUCAGCCCCCCCAGCAGCAUUUACCUCCCUCCAGCACCCAGGCUCUUGAGCCUCCAGAGCGGACACCUUCAGACAUGAGCACCCCAUUCCAGCCGUACCUGCCAUCCAUCCUGCAGUCUUCCCAGCAGCCCACCCUUCCAGCAGGAGCACCAUCCUUGGACAAAGGGCUCACUUUUCCCAAAAAAACCGAAACCACCAUUCCCACUGUGGGUCCCAGUCUGAGUGCUGGGCUUGAGGCUGGGGAAAACCAGAAGCAGCUGGAUAAAAAAUUGGAUCCUACAGCUGGAUCAUCAGUCAUGGUGCCAGUGCUGUCCCUCCUGGCUAUCAUCUUCAUCCUCACUGGAGCUCUACUCUACGUGGUGUGCAGGAGGAGGCAGCAGUACUUUCCAGAUUUGCAGCUCCAUUACACACCUGUGGCAUCAGACUUCCAACAUGUCAAUCAACCUCUCACAAGAAAAGAAGUUCCGUGAGAGCAGAGACUAUGAUUUAUUCAGCACUGUGUAUUUAAUGUACUAGAACAAUCUCUGGCACAUGGUAGGCAAGCCGCUACUCUCUCUUAGAUUCCUCUUUUUUUUUUUUUAAUGCUAUAAUGUAAAAUCCCCCUUUUAUGCCAGGUAAUGGUAUCACACAUAAAUCCUAUUUUUUUUUUUAACUACUAAAAUUUUAUUUUUAUAAUUAUCGACUCUUCUUUCUGCAGACAUUGGGCUCAGGUCUUUGCCCCCUACCAUGAUUCCUGGCUUCAGCUUCCCUGCUGAUGGUUCCCCCUUACCCCAAAUCUCUCCUCACACUGUGUCAGCUGUUCCUCCCCAACCUCAGCCCUCUCCCCCUUCCUCCCCAGGCCCUCCAGUGAAGAGCUGGGAUUUCCAACCCUCCUUCCCUUGCUGCUGAGCUGCUGACACCAUACAGUCUGGUUUCACUUCCUCAGACUUUCGCAUCACUCAUAUGCCCCAAUGACAGUCUGAUCUCCUUGUUUUUGUUAUUAUUUUUAAUUAUUAAAACCCUUAGUUGUUGUUUCAUCUUUCCUAA
Messenger RNA from Choloepus didactylus (southern two-toed sloth), 1732 nucleotides. RefSeq names its product C-X-C motif chemokine ligand 16 (gene CXCL16). The record is from RefSeq and is a predicted model, not a curated record. Lineage: Eukaryota; Metazoa; Chordata; Mammalia; Pilosa; Megalonychidae. Gene Ontology annotation, molecular function: chemokine activity; scavenger receptor activity; low-density lipoprotein particle receptor activity. Gene Ontology annotation, biological process: positive regulation of cell migration; positive regulation of cell growth; T cell chemotaxis. The transcript has 5 exons. The coding region runs from base 322 to 1176 and encodes 284 amino acids.